Messenger RNA from Rhododendron vialii, 1105 nucleotides. RefSeq lists its product as uncharacterized. Bases 170 to 916 code for a protein of 248 amino acids. Lineage: Eukaryota; Viridiplantae; Streptophyta; Magnoliopsida; Ericales; Ericaceae. The record is from RefSeq and is a predicted model, not a curated record. The transcript is spliced from 2 exons.
UCCCUAGCAGGAGACUACCUUCCUGGUCCUAAAAACAAGCAAAUUUUAUGUACCUAUAUUAAGAACGAAAAAAGUAGUUAUUAAACCAGAAUCGUGAACCUCAGAACAUUCUGAAUGCCCAUAAUGCCAUUGGUCAACCAAAACGUACUCCAGCCCAGUACUCAAACAUAUGUCCUCCUCCCUAUAUAUAAAUAGUGGAAGCACAUCAACAGCCUCUCCCCCAAGUCACCCUUCCAAUGCAGGGCAAACCACCCUUAACAAGAGGGCCUUAAUUCUCUCUUCCUAUCUUCAGAUGGAAGAUAAAUCAACCACCACCACCACCGGUAUCAUAGCUCCAACCACCCCCACCGCCGCCAAAAAUGGCAAGACACCUCCUCUCGAUGGCAAGAAGAACAAGAAGAAGAGAGGCGCAUUCACCCUCUUCAAGGCAGCAACGCUCCUGAUUCGCUGCCGACCAGAAGGGAAGCCAAAACCUGAGGUGCCUUCGAAGGUCACGUGGAAGAAAAUUGUCGGGUCAAUCCGCCCUUUCCAUCUCCAGGACAACCAAUCCCGGCGACCGUCUGCUCAUUCGAUUGCAGCCCCGCUGCCACCAUCACCACACGCCAUUAUUAAUCACUCCUCCGCCAAUUCUGACGACGGAAUGAGCCAAUAUGGUUCAACAACCAAUCUCCAGGAACUUGACAAGGGAUCAGAGAGCCGAUAUGCUUCAGCUGUUAAUCUUCCAGCAGUUGCUAAGCAAGGUGAAACUGACGACAAUGAUGAUGGGGGAGAUGAUGGGAUUAGUAAUAAUAAUGUGGGGGAUGAGAUGAUUGAUUCGAAGGCCGAGGAAUUCAUUGCUAAAUUUUAUCAGCAGAUGAGGGUUCAACACUUGGAGAAGGUCGAACGUUACAACAAGAUGAUGGUGGCAAGAGGGUAAUUACAUAACAUGAGCAGGAGGCCGGGACACGCGAUGGGUAUAUAUGAAUGUAACGUUCAUGCAUGCAUAUUCACGUAAUAUCUAUCUCUUCAAAUUUGUUUUAUUAUUCUAUUUAGGUCUGAAAGUUUGGGCCUAAAUAUUACUACUGUAUGUUUCGAAUAAAGAAGCAAUGAAAAUCUAGAAAAUUAA